This is a messenger RNA of Tarenaya hassleriana, 2071 nucleotides long. RefSeq names its product protein indeterminate-domain 9. Lineage: Eukaryota; Viridiplantae; Streptophyta; Magnoliopsida; Brassicales; Cleomaceae. Gene Ontology annotation, cellular component: nucleus. Bases 220 to 1713 code for a protein of 497 amino acids. The transcript is spliced from 4 exons. The record is from RefSeq and is a predicted model, not a curated record. Gene Ontology annotation, molecular function: DNA-binding transcription factor activity.
CUUGCUGUUUCUUGGCCUUUGUAGGAUGAAAUUUUACUGAAAUUAUAUAAUCAACACUCCACAUGCUCUCUCUCUCUCUCUCUCUCUCUGUCUUCUUAUACUCCGAGUUCUUACCUUGUUUUGGUAGAGAUUUCUAAGACAAAUUAAGUUAGUUUCUAUAUAUCUGUCUGUGUUCCUGUUUUGUCCUCUUACCUCGAAUCUCUGUCAACCACACCAAACAUGAUGAUGCCAGAUGAUCAUCUCCAUCUCCCAUUCCCUAAUUUCGUUCAUCAACAAGAACCCAUCAACCCAAAUCCAAACCAAAACCCUAACCCUACCUCCGCAAAACCAUCCAAGAAGAGAAGAAACCUCCCAGGAACACCAGAUCCAGAUGCAGAAAUCAUCGCUCUAUCCCCAAAAUCCCUCAUGGCGACGAACCGAUUCGUCUGCGAAAUCUGCAACAAAGGGUUCCAGAGAGACCAGAACCUGCAGCUUCACCGAAGAGGCCACAACUUGCCAUGGAAGCUGAAGCAAAGGACGAACAAGGACCAAGUGAAGAAGAAAGUGUACGUAUGCCCCGAGAAAAGCUGCGUCCACCACGAUCCUGCUCGAGCGCUCGGAGAUCUUACAGGAAUCAAGAAACACUACAGCAGAAAACAUGGAGAGAAGAAGUGGAAGUGUGAAAAGUGUUCCAAGAAGUAUGCUGUCAUGUCCGAUUGGAAAGCUCACAGCAAGAUUUGUGGAACCAGAGAAUAUAGAUGCGAUUGCGGCACCCUCUUCUCCAGGAAGGACAGUUUCAUCACUCAUAGAGCCUUUUGCGACGCUUUGGCCGAGGAGAGCGCGAAGUUCGCCUCGGUUCCGCCGUCGGUUCCCACCAACAUCAAUCAUCAACAUCAACCACCGAACGCCACUCCUUCCCAGUUGGAUCCUACCCUCAUUGGACAUGGCCUCAAUCUCAACGGAAACACCAAUGUCUUGUUCGGACAAAGCUACUACACUGCCAGCGCUGGUCUUCAUCCCGACCAGAUCUCACCGCCUAUGAACAUUCUCGCGUUGUCUUCCUCCUCCCCUCGUGGCACGUUCGAAUCUCUUCACAAUCUAUGGCAGUUGCAAGGACAGUCUGCUUCUCAUCAAUGGCCGCUCAAUAGCAAUCCCAACAGCAGUUUACAAAGGGGACUGAUGCCCAAGAAUCAAGAAGAUGAGAUCAAGAAAGGAAGUGGUGGCAGUGGAAGUAGAAGUUUGAACCCGAUGACGGAUCCGUCUUUAUCUUCUCUGUUCACGCCGACCAACAAUAACCAGAACGUUCAACAACAAGCAGCUUACAUGUCGGCUACCGCCUUGCUUCAGAAGGCGGCUCAAAUGGGGUCGACAAGAUCGAAUUCAAACGGUACAACCGCUGCUUUCGGGCUAAUGACUUCUUCUCUCUUCAACAACACGCAACCAAACACGAAUUCUAUCAAGAAACGAACAGAUACUACGGAGAAUAAUCAAGAUUCAAUGGCGAAUAUGAAGAACAAAGCUUCAAUGCCUUCUUCGAGUGUGGGUGAAGCUGGAGGAUUGACAAGAGACUUUCUUGGAGUGGGAAGACAUGAACAACAACAACAACAACACCGUCUUCAUCAUCAUUUGUAUCCGUCAAACGGGGCAUUGAUGUUGAAACAGAACCAACCUGGCUUUGGUCCAGCCACUGCCGGCUCAGCCGCCAUAGACAUGGGCUCUACGUUGUUGAAGUAGAAGGUAUGGCGGAUAUCGAUAAACGAAGGAGGCUAAACGAGAAAGUGUAGCGAAAAGAUGGGGGCAAGGAAAAGUUAGGCUCGGAGAGAAUUUCUGAGUCAACUCAAUGCACUAGACCGGGUCAACUCGGUUGACGAAGAUGAAAAAAUAUUUUGGGUCCACUCGCUGCAUGCAUGGGGAAACCAUUGGCCAUGCAUGGCAUUGUAUGUACUUUCCUUAUGUUUCUCGCUUUCUAAUUAGUGUGGAGGAAAAAUCUCUUGUUUGGAAUAAUUUUGUGAAAAAGAAAGACCGAGGAGCAGUGUGUUGUGUUACCGCAUUAAUUAAAUAUUCGUGUAAUCGAAAAAUUAAAUUUCAUUUA